Messenger RNA from Anopheles moucheti, 2397 nucleotides. RefSeq lists its product as uncharacterized. The coding region runs from base 61 to 2397 and encodes 778 amino acids. The record is from RefSeq and is a predicted model, not a curated record. The transcript is spliced from 6 exons. Gene Ontology annotation, molecular function: protein binding. Lineage: Eukaryota; Metazoa; Arthropoda; Insecta; Diptera; Culicidae.
AUAGGCACGACGGCCACGUUGGUGGACGGUCUGCUGCUGGGCGACACCUGCCAGCACGACAUGGACUGUUCGGACAGCGUCAAGGGCAGCUACUGCACCCUGGAGGGCAUCUGCGAGUGCAGUCCAUUCUACGUGCGGCUCAACGAGUCUUCCUGUCUGCCGUCGCAACUGCUCGAGAGUGAGUGUAGCCUGUCGGAGCAGUGCUCGAUGCGUGUGGCUAACAGCAGCUGUAUCGGUGGCCGCUGCCAGUGCGAUGGUGGCUUCCUGCAAUUCCGCAAACAUACCUGUCUUUCGCCCGCCCAGCCGGGUACGGUGUGCUACAGUCACGCGCAUUGCCGCAUGUGGGACACGGAAAGCCACUGCGACUUCCUAAUUCCGAACCUGUUCGGUCGCUGCCAGUGCACAUCGCCGGCGCGCCAAAAUGGGCCGACCUGUGUGACGGAACCGGUGACGUUGGCCGUGCCGGAGGAGCAACUGCCAGCUUUCACCAAGCCGCAGCAACAAAGUCCCACCAGCGACGGUGGCAUGGAAGAGGGUUCGAUCGACCGGAUGUCCACCACCACGGAGGACGAUGUGAUCGUGGUGGACAAUAUUGUGCAGCGCGAUGAUGCACAGGACGAGCAGAUGGCAUCGGCCGAGGAGCACAUCACCACCGAGUAUCAGCCGGUGGCGUCGGAGGAGGAUGGUAUCAGCACGACGGACUUUGUGGAGAUCACGAGCGGUAGCUAUCCGCAGGAAGAACGCGUGACGACCAGCAGUGGUAUGGAGCAGUACGAAAAUACGGAUGAGUACUCGAACCUCGAGAAGGAAGUGGAGGAACAGUUCAAGCAGCAAGAACUUGCCGAUGCCCUUUCGACUACAACGGCCGCACAAUGGGCUACGGAAAUUGCUGAAGCCAUCACCACACAGGAGCGGGAGCAGGACGCGCUGGAUAGUAGUGACUCCUCCACUCAGAUGACGAUCGAAAUUGUGUCCCCUUCGAAUGGUGCUACAACGACCGAUCGUAGCGAGACGACAACGAUUACCAACAGCGACGACCCAGCGACAACCGGGCUUGAGUUCGACACCGAACCAAGUGACGUCGAAAACGAGGUAGAGAUCGUGGAAUACGAUCGUACGGCGUCACCCGACGAUGACAAUGCACAGCAGGCAGCAUCAUUGAUUCAGCAGGAAUCCACCGUUUCCGCCACCGAACGUAUCGAGGAAACAACGCUGCCAUCCGCCACGGAGCAUACCAACACGGAAUCAAACGAUGCGAAGGAAAUGACAACGACCGAGUUGAUUGAGCAGUAUCAUGAUGUGCAGCUGCGCCGUCAAGACUCCAAACUUUUCGACGAAGACGAGGUGGACGAGCUGGUGGAGAAGAGCUCUGGCAAGGAUCGAUUUGAGGCGCGCGAAACAACCAGACACUCGGAGCGCGAUAACGAAGUAAUUGACACACAAUCGCUGGACACGACCACGGAAACGCUCGUCCGACUGGCUAGCCGCACGACGGCCAUGGAACCGGAAGCUCCCGUAUCGACUACCACCGUUGCAACAUCAACCGCGAGAAUACGCACCCGAGUUGAUUUGGGAGACGGGCCCGUUUCGUUGGGAUUGUCCUGUGCCAGCAGUGAGCAGUGCCAGCUGGCCGAUCCCUACAGCUACUGUAACGACGAGGGACGUUGCGAUUGUUCCUACCGUACGCCGGAUGAUUCUUGCCGUGCCACCAACACCGGUUGCUCUCGCGGAACGUUCCAGUGCCGCUCGAGUGGUAUCUGCAUCAGCUGGUUCUUCGUGUGCGACGGACGUCCAGAUUGCAGCGAUGCCUCCGAUGAGGAGUGUAACUUCGCGCCGAAAUCCAACGCCACACUGCAGCGCUCGCCCAGCUGUCCCGAGCUCUCGUUCCGGUGUGAGAAAAGCGGACGCUGCAUAUCGCGGGCCGGUAUCUGCGACGGGAAGGCACAGUGUCCGCACGGCGAGGACGAGGUCGGGUGUGAUUUCCGCAAGUCGCGCAAAUGUCCCGAGCACACGUUUAUGUGCCGCAGCGGUGAAUGUCUGCCGGAGUAUGAGUACUGCAAUGCGAUCGUAUCCUGCCGAGACGGAAGCGACGAACCGCCGCAUCUGUGCGGUUCCCGGGCGGUGCCGAACUUCUUCGUAAAGUUGCUGAGCGGUCCGACGGCGCGCGGUCGCAACUAUUGUCCGAUGCGCUGCGCUAAUGGCCGUUGCCGGUCGACCGCGAUCGUGUGUUCUGGGCGCGAUGGAUGCGGUGAUGGUAGCGAUGAGGAUCGGUGUUCUGUUUGUCGAUGCCCUGCGCCGGCCUACAACAACGUCCUGGCACCGAUCGUACCGGCCGUCAUGUCGAAACCAAGGAGUAGGACGAGCCGCAUCACCGGUGGACACUGGUCACGAACCUAA